AUGAGUGUAGAGGACGGGGGUGUGCCAGGCCUGGGCCAUCCCAGGCAGGCCCGCUGGACCCUGAUGCUACUCGUGUCCACUGCCAUGUACGGUGCCCAUGCCCCAUUGCUGGCACUGUGCCACGUGGAUGGCCGUGUGCCCUUCCGACCCUCUUCGGCUGUAUUGCUGACUGAACUGACCAAGCUGCUGCUGUGCGCCUUCUCCCUCCUGGUGGGCUGGCAAGCAUGGCCCCAGGGGACCCCACCCUGGCGCCAGGCCGCCCCAUUCGCACUAUCAGCCCUGCUCUACGGCGCCAGCAACAACCUGGUGAUCUACCUUCAACGUUACAUGGACCCCAGCACCUACCAGGUGCUGAGCAAUCUCAAGAUUGGAAGCACAGCCCUGUUCUACUGCCUCUGCCUCCGACACCGCCUCUCUGCACGCCAGGGCUUAGCACUGCUGCUGCUCAUGGCAGCAGGAGCCUGCUAUGCAGCUGGUGGCCUCCAGGACCCUGGGAACACCCUUCCUGGGCCCCCUUCAGCAGCUGCUGUAGGCCCCAUGCCCCUGCAUAUCAGCCCACUGGGACUGCUGCUUCUCAUCCUGUACUGCCUCAUCUCAGGCUUGUCUUCCGUGUACACAGAGCUGCUCAUGAAGCGACAGCGGCUGCCCCUGGCACUUCAGAACCUCUUCCUCUACACUUUUGGUGUGCUCCUGAACCUAGGUCUGCAUGCAGGUGGCGGCCCCGGCCCAGGGCUCCUGGAGGGUUUCUCAGGAUGGGCAGCACUCGUAGUGCUGAGCCAGGCGCUAAAUGGGCUGCUCAUGUCAGCUGUCAUGAAGCAUGGCAGCAGCAUCACACGCCUCUUCGUUGUGUCCUGCUCGCUAGUGGUCAAUGCCGUGCUCUCAGCAGCCCUGCUGCAGCUUCAGCUCACGGCUGCCUUCUUCCUGGCCACGCUGCUCAUUGGCCUGGCUGUGCGCCUGUACUAUGGCAGUCGCUAG
Balaenoptera acutorostrata (minke whale) is the source of this 975-nucleotide messenger RNA. Its product is annotated as probable UDP-sugar transporter protein SLC35A4. Gene Ontology annotation, cellular component: Golgi membrane. Bases 1 to 975 code for a protein of 324 amino acids. Lineage: Eukaryota; Metazoa; Chordata; Mammalia; Artiodactyla; Balaenopteridae. The transcript has a single exon. The record is from RefSeq and is a predicted model, not a curated record. Gene Ontology annotation, molecular function: pyrimidine nucleotide-sugar transmembrane transporter activity. Gene Ontology annotation, biological process: pyrimidine nucleotide-sugar transmembrane transport.